Molecule: messenger RNA, 1159 nt
Organism: Sus scrofa (pig)
Lineage: Eukaryota; Metazoa; Chordata; Mammalia; Artiodactyla; Suidae
Gene: MSANTD5
Product: Myb/SANT DNA binding domain containing 5
Source: RefSeq, a predicted model, not a curated record
CCAAAACAUAUUCUGUGAUCGCCUCGAGCUUUCUGAGCUGCCAGGUCUUGGGUACUUGGUUCUCCUGGAAGGAAACGGAGGUUCUCCGAGUACAGUGUCUUGUAGCUCUGCAUCUGCGUAAUUUAUAGAAAGAUAUUUACUAACAAGAAGGCCAGAGAAGAGGAACAAAAGAAUGAGAAGCAUGGAACAGAAAAUAGAGUUAAAUAAAAUCCUUUCUCUCUCAUUAAUCAAAUGGCUCAUAAUAAACAAGAUACUCAAUUUCAAGGUGUUUACAGCCAUCCAUUUUCCUCUUAUCAUUGCCUCUUCAUUGCAUCUGGAAGUGGCAUCUCAGACUGAAAUUGCUAUCCACCCUGAGGAACUGGAGAAGGGAAAAGAAACCCAGGGAGCAGAAAAUCCCUCAGGUGCCUCAGACCAGUGUUUUAAACCUUGGAGUGACUAUGAGAUCAGGAGUUUCCUACAAGAAUGGGAAUUGCUUGAAUGUGAGAAGUUGAGGAGGAAUUAUCACAUGGCAUCAAGAAUAAUUGCCAGGCAUCUCAAGCAAAGAGGCAUUAAUAAAGGCAGGAGAAAGUGUCUCCAGAUGCUCAUAAACAUGCAUGACUUAUACUGGACCAUUCAUGAAGCCAACCAGAGACCAAGGCAUGAACCCUUGCCAUGUCCUUUUGGAGAGACCCUUCACAGGAUCCUGGGGCACAGAGAAGAGGACAAAAACUCAGAAGAGGCCAACUUCCUACCUCCCGAGUACCAGCGCCCCACCUAUGAGGAGAUGCUCUGGGCUCCUGCACAUGUGGUCUACGUAGAGCAUCCUCAGGUACCCAGAUGGGAGCCUUGGCACAUGAACCUUCCACAGCCUUGGCACAUGAACCUUCCACAGCCUUGGCACAUGAACCUUCCACAGUCAAGUCCAUGGCUGUUUCCUGCCUAUCUCCCUCCAAACCUCAGCCCCCAGCCACAGUGGUCAACCUUCUCUGCCACUGAAUCAGUUGGUGCCCCUGAAUCAGUUGGUGCCCCUGAAUCAGUUGGUGCCAUUGGAUCGGUUGGAGAACAACUAAAUCCCGUUAGUUAGAACAGAGGAGAUAGUUAGAACCUGACUUCUUUCUUCCCAGCCUAAUGUAAUGAAAAAAUUUCUGGUGCAGAAAUUAACAUUGUAAGUCAAAUAUAC